CUGAGCACCAGGCAGAGCAGCUCGACAGCACGAUCGCCGCUGUCGCAGUCACAGUCACAGUCACAGUCAGAUUUGGUCGGCCAAACACAACGUCAGCGUCGACGCGCAGCUCCGACUAGAGCACGAAGUGAACGCGGCCAACGAGAUUGUUGCCCAGGAAACCCACAGCCCACAGCCCACAGGCAAACAGCCAAGCAACCAAACAGCUGGCUAGCAGCUUGCCAACUGCCAGAGACGGAUACCUGACAGUUCUGCUUUCUGCUCAAUAGAGUUAAUUGAUUUCAUUUUCGAGUCCGAAAAAAGCGCGCGUGAUUACUUCGAACAGCAAUUGCAACGAGCUAUUAAGUGUGCUCCUCAGAAACUGAGGAAAAUUUCCUGAGACACGAGCUCUGUAAAUCGCGCCGCCUGUUUCGAAAGCUCCCCGAAUUGAUAGAUCUACGAAAAUAAAAAAUACACAAUUUGUGAACGCCAAGUGCCAAAAAGUGAAUGAACAAGCGAGUCGAUAUUGUGAGCAUUUUGUUGAUAAAGCUGAUGCUAUGAAGUGGGACGAUUGUAAAGAUCACUGAAUGCCUAGGCGAUAAGGAAGCCAAUAAACAAUUUGCGCUGUUUGUGAACAAUGGCAAUUCAUUGCUUAGGCCAGCAGCAGGUGUUGAAGUGAACUCGGAAGUAACUCUGAUCAGUUGACAAAUAGACAACAGCUGCAUCGUUAGUCCGUCCUAGCUCCGAAUCAUCUCCGAAUCGCUUUCAAAUCAUCUCCGAAUCGACUUUUAACUGCCUCGCAAUCAUGCGCACGUUUAAGCGCGGCUUCUUCUGCUCGGACCUGUCCCUUCGGUACCCUUACCACGAGUGCACCAUUACAGUGCCCAUGCUGUUGGUCAUGAUGCUGCUGCUGCCGAUGCUCUUCAUCAGCGUGGUGGAGAUAAUGCGCCGAUGCAGGCAUUUGCGCAUGCGGAAAUACCUGCGCAAUCUGUGGCGCUCGCAGGCGACGUUCAGCUUUGGCUUCAUCGCCACCUUCCUGACCACAGAGCUGGCCAAGCACGUGGUGGGCCGACUGCGUCCGCAUUUCUACCAUGCCUGCCAGCCGCGGCUGAAUGACGGAUCCAGCUGCGCGGAUGCCCACAAUGCGGAUGUGUACGUGCAGCAGUUCUACUGCAGCAAUCGGAAUCUCUCCGCGCAGCAGAUACGCGAGCUCCACGUGAGCUUUCCCAGCGCGCACAGCAGCCUCAGCUUCUACUCCAUGUGCCUGCUGGCCUUCUAUGUGCACAGUGUGUGGCAGGGGCGUGGCAGCGUGCGCGUCAUGCGCCACAUACUCCAGUUCCUGCUGCUCAUGGCCGCCUGGUACGUCUCGCUGAGCCGCGUCGCCGACUACUGGCACCACUGGUCGGACGUGCUGGCGGGCGGCUUUCUGGGCGUUGUCUACGCGACGAUCACGGCUAUUUAUGUGGGCGAUCUGCUGCAUGUGCGGCCCCGCGUUAGUAGUCCCGUUACACUGGGCUACAUGUGCGCGCCGAGCAACUGCAGUGGCUGCCACCAUCGGCACCACCAUCUACACCAUCAGCUGCUGGCCGAGAAUAACAAUUCGACGACUUCGACCAAGGUGCACUUUUUAGCAGCCGCUGCGGUCGCGGCCUCCGCCACAAGAACGUCGCUGGACUAUGGACCCAACGACGUCGAUGAUCGCUCUGAGCCCGAUAUCGACGAUGCAGACAAAGUCGACGACGACUGCGAUGACGACGGCAGCGAUAGCUACAAGCCGCCCACAUCACGUGCCGAAACGCCGCCGCCUAGUGCAGCAGGGCUGCCGUUGAGCUUGCCAAAUGCUGUCUAAGCCGACAGAUCCGGCCGAGACUUAUCGUCAGAUUGGGACCCAUAAGUCGAAGCAAUUUCGACUAUUUUUCCAUUAGAAAUCGAAGCAAACGAAAAUGUGAUAAGCGCGCGGCACACUGUUUACCUGAUAUGCACAUACCACUUUACGUUAAAUGAUUUACGAAAUCCGACGUGAGCCAGCGACGUUGUGCAACGGCAACGGCAACGGCAACGGCAACGGCCAUGGGGCAGUCUGGCAACGCUGCACUCGCACAGUGGGCCUAAACGCGCCGGGGCCAAGCAAAUUUAUUCCCUUCAAAGGAUAAUCACAGAUGUUCAGCAGUUUGCGUGUUGCACACUCGCCUCGGCGACUCCUUAGUAAUCCAGCACGCUUUCUCGGCAUUCCGCAAUCACACUCAAUGUAAAGUAGUCCGCAUCAGAGAUAUAGUGGGUCCGCAGUAACUCCUUCUGCAGUUGGCGGCUGCUUUUCGGCUGCAGCUUGUUUGUUUGUAAACAAUGCCGCAGUCAUGUCGCAGCUGCCGCUUUGAAGUGGGCAGACGGCCAACUGCAGCGUGCGACUGUCCAAUCAGCUGAUACAAUCUUCAGGCAGCAGCGUCGACGCCGACGUCUACAUCUGCCGCCGGCAUCGAAUAGUUUUGAAUGCCUUGCGAUAGCCGCACAGUCGAUAAGGCACUUCAAUAUUGUACAAAGUAAAGUCGUUGCAGUCCAAGCAACUGCGUAAUACUCGUUCAGGGUCUAUGAGCAACAACUUCGCACGCAAGAAACUAAUAUACUCUCUUUAAGCAGAAAGUAACGUCGCCGACUCUGUUGUAGCUGUAGCUUAUGUUUAAGA
This is a messenger RNA of Drosophila hydei, 2659 nucleotides long. RefSeq names its product putative phosphatidate phosphatase. The record is from RefSeq and is a predicted model, not a curated record. Gene Ontology annotation, biological process: signal transduction; phospholipid dephosphorylation; phospholipid metabolic process. The transcript has a single exon. Lineage: Eukaryota; Metazoa; Arthropoda; Insecta; Diptera; Drosophilidae. Gene Ontology annotation, molecular function: phosphatidate phosphatase activity. The coding region runs from base 785 to 1828 and encodes 347 amino acids.